UGGAGGUGGUCUAAAUUGUGACUCGAACCCAAUGCUCACAUAAUUCGUCGAAGUGCCUCUGAGCUGCCGACCCCGAGUCACUUCAAUUGCUAUUUCGAGCUACAUAUACAGCAACGCGAGGGGCUUCCGACUCGACCUCUACACCAACAAAUCAUGGCGGAAGCAGUCAAGGAAGCCGUUGAAGGUGUAAAGAACCUCGCCGUCUCCGGCGAACAGAAACCCAAAAAGGAGAAGAAAAAGAAGACCGCCGAAGGUGCCGAUGGCCGACCACUAGAGCUUAGUCCUCCGGCAGCAUACGUCGACCACCGAAUUAAGAUAUUCGAGAAGCUAAAGGCGAAGUACGAUGAGGAAGUCGCCCAAAAGCCCCGCGAGAAAAUAGAGAUCACUCUUGAGGAUGGAAAGAUCAUAAUCGGAGAGUCCUGGGUCACGAGCCCGGCCGAUAUCGCACGUGGAAUUAGCAAGAGCCUCUUCGAACGCACUGUCAUUGCGCGUCUUGACAAGGGAACGGACGGAGAGACGCUGUGGGACCUCGAGCGCCCGCUUGAGAAGAGCUGCCGUCUGGAGCUCUUGCCGUUCGAUCAUCCCGAGGGCAAGAAGGUCUUCUGGCAUUCAAGCGCCCAUAUCCUUGGAGAGGCUUCGGAGCGUAGAUUUGGUUGCGACCUCUGUAUCGGCCCGCCAAUUGAGGAUGGCUUUUACUAUGAGAUGGCCCUGCCCGAGAAAGCCGCGGUUGAGCAAUCAGACUACAAGCCCCUCGAGAGCAUCGUCAGCAGCAUCGUCAAGGAGAAGCAGGUCUUUCAGCGAUUGAGUCUCUCCAAAGAUGACCUGCUUGAGAUGUUCAAGUCAAAUCCGUACAAGCAACAUAUCAUCAAGGACAAAAUCCCGGACGGCACAUAUACCACGGUAUACCGUAACGGUCCCCUCAUCGAUCUCUGCCGAGGACCCCACGUACCACACACAGGACGGAUAAAGCAGUUCAAGGUCAUGAAGAAUUCCGCAUCUUACUUCCUCGGCGACGCCAAUAACGACAGCCUGCAGCGCAUCUACGGUGUUUCCUUCCCAGAUAAGGACCAGAUGCAAGCGCAUCUCAAGUAUCUUGAAGAGGCCGCGAAGCGAGAUCACCGAAAGAUUGGCAAAGACCAGGAACUGUUCUUCUUCCACGAGUGGAGUCCCGGCUCGUGCUUCUUUUUGCCUCAUGGCAUGAUCAUCUACAAUACGCUAAUGGCGUUUUUACGGCAAGAAUAUUGGAAGCGCGGAUAUCAGGAGGUUGGAUCGCCGAAUAUGUAUAACAGCGCGCUUUGGAAAGUCUCCGGCCAUUGGCAGCACUACCACGAGGACAUGUUUACUUUCGAUGUCGAAAAGGAGAAGUGGGCAUUGAAGCCCAUGAAUUGCCCUGGUCACUGCCUGAUCUUUAGGCACCGCGAGCGAAGCUAUCGUGAACUCCCGAUCCGAAUGGCAGACUUCGGAAUCCUGCAUCGUAACGAAGCAUCUGGCGCUCUCACAGGUUUGACGCGAGUUCGCCGCUUCCAGCAGGAUGACACGCACAUCUUCUGUACGGAAGACCAGAUCGCGGAGGAGAUUUCAGGACUAUUUGAUUUCCUGAGGGAAGUGUACGGCAAGUUCGGCUUCACGUUCAAGUUGAAGCUCAGCACGCGACCAGAGGGCUUCCUCGGAGAGGUUGAGACGUGGGACAAGGCUGAAGCGAAAUUGACGGAGGCCUUGGACCAGUUCACAGCUGAGGGUGGCGGCCAGUGGGAGCUGAACCCUGGUGAUGGCGCUUUCUACGGCCCCAAGAUCGACAUCACCAUCUCCGACGCUCUGAAGCGGGAAUUCCAGUGCGCUACGAUUCAACUUGACUUCCAGCUGCCGCAGCGAUUUGAGCUCGAGUACAUGACGUCCGAGGUGCGGCCUAAAGAGGAGAAGGGCGAAAAGGCAAAGGAGAAGGAGCACAAGGAUAUGGUCAAAGAGAUGGCUGAACAUGAAGCCGAAGUCUUGAAGAAGCCGGUAGCCCCGACACCCGGGUAUGCCAGGCCGGUAAUGAUCCAUCGUGCGAUCUACGGUUCCUUCGAGCGCUUCAUCGCUAUCCUCACAGAGCACUUCGCCGGUCGCUGGCCCUUCUGGAUUUCUCCUCGACAAGUCAUGGUCAUCCCCGUCAUGCCAGGUGUCAAUGACUACGUCAAGGAAGUCCAGGCGCGACUCCGCUCGGAGGGGCUUCACGCCGACAUCGACAUCAGCGGCAAUACGAUGCAGAAGAAGAUCCGCACGGCCCAGCUGCAGCUAUACAACUUCAUCUUUGUUGUCGGUGCCGAGGAGCGAGAGACCAAGAGUGUCAACCUUCGAAAUCGGGACGACCAAGCUACGCAGCAGCGAGGUGAGGUCAUUCCGCUUGACGAGGCGGUUAAGCAGCUGGUGCAGCUUAGAGAUGAGAGGCGGCUGGAGAAUAAGUUCUGAGCGGGUUUCCAGGAUGGCGUUACAAGGCAUUGGGCAUGAUCUGAUGAUAGCAUAGGGGAUGUGUUGCGGAUGGCUCUUCGUAGUUGUGCUUCUGUAGACUAGCGUUCGUUCUACGGCGCUGCAAAAGGAUUGUUUGACAAGAUUAGGAAGCGUUCGUACGGAAUGUUUUCAAAAGCAAUCAUCACAUUUUCAUGUCCCACGGGGUCUAUGUAGCUAUCCAGACUGAUCUAGGCUUCUUCUUUGGUCUCGACAAAGGCAAACACCUUCGCCACGUCCAUGGAG
Trematosphaeria pertusa is the source of this 2730-nucleotide messenger RNA. Its product is annotated as threonyl-tRNA synthetase-like protein. The transcript is spliced from 10 exons. Gene Ontology annotation, biological process: threonyl-tRNA aminoacylation. The record is from RefSeq and is a predicted model, not a curated record. NCBI's taxonomy places the organism in Eukaryota, Fungi, Ascomycota, Dothideomycetes, Pleosporales, Trematosphaeriaceae. The coding region runs from base 154 to 2448 and encodes 764 amino acids. Gene Ontology annotation, cellular component: cytoplasm. Gene Ontology annotation, molecular function: ATP binding; threonine-tRNA ligase activity.